CCAGUCCACUGGGGGGCAGUAGAGUUCAGUGCUGCUCUUUGUCGAGGCGGUGAAGUGGGAAACCAGCGUGCAAGGUUGCGUCGGUUUCUUUUCUUUUUGUUGUGGGCUGACAGCUUCGCACUUUGCAAUAAGGGAAGACAGCGUUAGUCCAACAAAAGGGCAUUUUUAACCGACUCGGACGUAAGGUGUCGCAGGAAACGAUCAACUAUGUCGGCAAAAGCCAGCAGGAAGGAGAAUUCCAAUCACGACGCAGCGGACGAGACCUCUGAAAAGGAGCAGCAGGAGGCGAUUGAACACAUCGAUGAAGUACAGAAUGAAAUUGACAGACUGAACGAACAGGCUAGCGAAGAAAUUUUAAAAGUAGAGCAGAAAUACAACAAAUUACGGCAGCCGUUUUUUCAGAAGAGAUCAGAACUCAUCGCCAAAAUCCCAAAUUUCUGGGUCACGACGUUUGUCAACCAUCCACAAGUUUCUGCUCUUCUGGGGGAAGACGAUGAGGAAGCACUCCAUUACUUGUCAAAGGUGGAGGUCACAGAGUUCGAAGACAUUAAGUCUGGAUAUAGAAUAGAUUUUUGUUUUGAUGAGAAUCCAUACUUUGAGAACAAAACCCUCUCCAAAGAGUUUAAUGUGAUCGAGAGCGGUGAUCCCAUUUCCAAAUCCACCGAGAUCAAAUGGAAAACUGGAAAGGAUCUGACAAAACGUUCGGCGCAGACGUCAAACAAAGCUGGGAAAAAGAGGCAGCACGAGGAGCCCGAGAGCUUCUUCACCUGGUUUACUGACCACUCGGAUGCAGGAGCGGAUGAGCUGGGGGAAGUGAUCAAGGACGACAUCUGGCCUAACCCUCUGCAGUACUAUCUGGUCCCAGACAUGGAGGAUGAAGAGGGUGAUGGUGAUGAUGACGACGAUGAUGAGGAGGGCCUGGAAGAUAUUGAUGAGGGGGAAGAAGACGAAGGUGAUGAUGAUGAUGGGGACGGCGAUGAUGGCGAGGACGACGGAGAAGAAGAUUGAAGAUUUUCUCUAAAAACUUUCCUGUUGUCCCUCUGUGGUCAUUCUACAGUUUUGGGGAGCAAAAUGUAUUAUUUAGGGUGGGUGGGGUUUUGUAUUUAAAGAGGAGAAAGGAAAAAAAAAAGGUCUCUCACCUUUUGUCAGGCUGUUUGAUGUCUUUCGCUGCGGCAUCAGCCUGUUUGAACAGAGAGAUGGAAGGGACUCGCGGCUCCGAAAAUCUCCACUGUCAUUCUUUUCAUUUUACAAAGACAUGCAAAACAUUAAAGAUAAAAAUGUAGCAUUCUGCACAUCAUCCUGCGUAGAUUUAAUGUACCAUCAAUAGCAAUUUGUAUGUACAAUAAAAAUAUAAUUUCUGUUCAAGUUGGAAGUUCAAUACAGAUAAGCCAUGGUGCAGUGAUAAAUGAAUCAUAGCAUCCUUAGCAACUUUUCUAUAUAAAUAUAUACAUAUAUAUGUAUAUUAUUUGUCCAAUGGUGGGGAAACCAUGAUUUAAUGGCUAUAUUUUCCUUUUGUGACUUCUUCUUGUACUAAUGAUUUCAAAAAGCACCAGCUAGUUCUUUGGCUAUCCUCAAUGUUUUGUUUACGACUUCCCUUGCUUUUUUCCAACAUGACUAGACUUCUUUUGUUUUUUAAGGAAUCUAGUUUUUCAACCACUAAAUUUAAUAUGGUUAUUGUUACAGUAAAACCUCCCUAUUUUAGAGCUUCAGUGUAUAUUUCUUCAUUGGAUACACUAGUCUGCAACAUUUCUCCUGUUCCACUGGAAUCCUCUUCACAUCAAAUUAAGUGUACCAGUUGCUUUGUUACAAUAAAUGCAAACACUUUUUUUUGUUAUUAUUAUUUGAGUCCCAAUUUAGUGUUGAUCAUUUUUAAAAAGUGUUUUUAAUGUUUUUCAUGUUCUUUAUCAUUUGUAGCUCCUAGAAUGGAGUGAUAGCUUGACAACACAAUAAAAUCCUGUUUUAUUGUCAAGUUUGGUGGAUGUUAUUAGCUCUGAACUGUGCAUGUGUAAAGAUCUCCCCUUUCUGAUAACGGAUAUAGUAGAUCCCGUCUGGUUUAAGCUUGUUUAAUAAUAAACAUUGUGGCUUUUUUUUUA
This is a messenger RNA of Oryzias melastigma (Indian medaka), 2093 nucleotides long. RefSeq names its product protein SET. The transcript is spliced from 8 exons. Gene Ontology annotation, biological process: nucleosome assembly. Gene Ontology annotation, molecular function: histone binding; chromatin binding. The coding region runs from base 208 to 1008 and encodes 266 amino acids. Gene Ontology annotation, cellular component: nucleus; chromatin. NCBI's taxonomy places the organism in Eukaryota, Metazoa, Chordata, Actinopteri, Beloniformes, Adrianichthyidae. The record is from RefSeq and is a predicted model, not a curated record.